GUUGUAUCAAGUGAGUUGCCUAAAAUCCUGUUUUCUACUAGCUUAUAGCUACCUUUUCUAUUUUCAUACGUUUGUGUUUAAGAUUUUGGCUUUAUGUUUGAAUCAUCUCCUGGUGGUAACCUUGGGUUUGAACCAGAUAUGAAGUUAACUCAUGAAAUGGUUUUGAUUAUGGGAGGAACUAUGGAGUCUCAUUCUUUCAGGUAUACUCAUUGUUUUUGUCUGCAGUGAACUCUAUGUCAAUAUCUCAACGUACAUUAUUUUUCUAUAUCGUGUAUACAAACGACUGUGUUGUUUUCUGCCCUAAGAAUUUUACGUUUUGGUUAUUCUUAGAUGGUUCAUGGAACUUUGUGUGAGAGCAUACCUUGCAGUGAGGUAAGUGUCAUUUUUCAGUGUUUUCUAAUGGCGUAUGCAGCAGUGUUUUCUAAUGCAGUGUUUUCUAAUGGCGUAUGACAUCAUAUGUUGAUGUGCUUAAAGGUAAAUGGCGAUAAAAUUUAGUUUGUCCCAUUUGAAAGAACUUUUGAAAUUAUCUCUGAAGACCUUUACAACUUAGCGUGUUUCCUUUUUCAAAAUAUUUCGACCAUAAAACAGCGUGGUUCUUGUUUCAACUUUCAACCACAUAUCAUUAAUAGCUUACAACUCUAUUUUGGGGGCACAACAUAUAAAAAACUCCCUUUGAAAUGCAGUUACUCUCAUAGUAGUGUUAACAAGUUUACCCCUAUUCUGACGUCACCAAACACCCAGCGAAUUAGGUAAAAUAUAAAAAACAAAAUGGUGGACUACAUACAGUCUCUGGUGAAAAUAUCACUAAAACCAAGUAGGAUAGAAAAGGAUUGUGAACGACCUUGAUGCAUAAUUUUUAAAGUUAUUUAAAAUGAGACAAACUUAAUUUGUGUUGCCAUCUCACUUUAAGCGUUUACUUCUACAGUUGUUUAGCUACUAAACAUUGUGAAUUUAAAAAAGGAACAAGUCUCAUCCAAUAACCUAAGUAGUAAAAAUGUAUUCUUUUCAUUGCGUAGUCAAAAGCGAUAUAUAGAUUAGGGGAAAAGUGGGUCGAAGUUUCUUGUUAAUUUUAAGACAAAACACCUUUAGUAGAGCAACUUCUUUUGUGAGGAAAUUUUCAUGAUUCAAAAUACGAUAGUGCCUUCAUACACUCUUGUUGAAGAUCAUAGCCUAAGGAGUAUUUUUGAAUAUAUUUGUUUUUGUUUUCAGACCAUACCAAGAAGAAAUCGUAGCUUUGGUGGCAUUGAUGCUUGAUACUGGAUUACCAUGUUUUAGAGGGGAAACAUUGAAAAGAUUAAGGUAAAGAUUGCAUGUAGGUAGAUUGACGUAAGGCAAGCGAUGGUAUUAAUGCAAUGAGAAAUGCCCAUCGGAGGAAACGCAUAAUUUUCAUAGUAUAUAGUAUAUUGGCAGAGAUUGGCAUAGUAUAUAGUAUAUUGGCAGAGAUUGGCAUAGUAUAUAUAGUAUAUUGGCAGAGAUUGGCAUAGUAUAUAAUAUAUUGGCAGAGAUUGGCAGUAUAUAAUAUAUUGGCAGAGAUUGGCAUAGUAUAUAAUAUAUUGGCAGAGAUUGGCAUUGCCGUAUAUAGUAUAUUGGCAGAGAUUGGCAUAGUAUAUAAUAUAUUGGCAGAGAUUGGCAUAGUAUAUAAUAUAUUGGCAGAGAUUGGCAUAGUAUAUAUAGGCAGAGAUUCGACUGGCAAAACAUUGUGCUGACAAAAGGUCAGCAAGUAUAUCAGGGUUUUCAUAAUACAAUCGCGCGAUAAAAACAUGCAUUUUCCCUCUAAUAUUCCUUCUUUUUCGCUUUAUAUAUAACUUUCGUAAGACGUUUGGACGGAUAUAUAAAGUUCAGAUAUUGCACUUUCCCCUGCACACACUACACAGUGGAUUUGGGGAAAAAACCUGUACUUUUGGCAUUGAAGUUGCAUGUUUUCGUCGCCGUCUAUUACAGAAAUACCGUCGAGACGCCCGCAAGAUGCCUUUGAAGCGCUUGAACACCAUUUUGCCAUGCGCAAUGAUAAAAAGUUCGCGCGGAUUCAAAAAGCAUGGGUUCUUGUGAUUAUUUUGAUAGGUGAAUUGUUAAUUUUGGCGCAAUAUUUGUUGACUUUGUUCUGUACUUUGGUUGAAAAUUUUAACUGUAUGCGCAAAUAACCAAAUGACUUCUAGUACAGCAUUUGUAUGGCAUUGGAUGCUUGCAAGCCGAUUCAUUUUAGUGUUUGUACUUUCUGGGAUAAGUGGGAUUGAUGCGGCAAAUGAAUGGGAACUAAAGAUGAUCAACAGCGAAAGAGCGAUAGAAAUAAUCGCUCGUCUGGAAAUCCGUUCUUCGUAGUGGAAAUAAACAAGUAUUAAGGUUAUUUGAGUUGUUCUUUGCAUUUAAUAGUUUGCAUAUUUUAUACUGUACCAAUACCAUGGUUUACAUGCUAUUACUACAUUAUUUAGAACAAUGGCAAUGCGCACAGAAAUAUUUUUAAAUUUUGAAAUAAAGAAUUGUUGGAUUAUAAAUUUCUUUUCAGCCGAUUAAUGGACGAUAUGUUUAAGGCCACCUUAAUUAAAGACGCAUAAGGUGAUAAGGAUAUAAAAGGCGCUUAUACAUACAAGGCUUAGGCUGUCGUACUUGACCUGAACAAGUGUUCCGUCACUAUAAUAUGUUGGAACAGUCAUUAUCAAUGAGAGCUAGGAUAGUUAGCGCGUUCUAAGGGCACUCCAUCCUCUACAACUUUGUAGAAUCCUUCCUCCGGUUGAAGUCCCUUCCUUUCGGCCGCCAUAUUAACAGUAUUGUUAUGACGCUCAAAUGAAAUAUGAAACCAAGAAACUGACAAAAAUAGCAACUACGCAUGCGUAAGUUCAAAGACAGUUUGAUCAUCUGAUUAUCAAUUUCCCAUUUGUAAUACAAAAUGACUGAAAAACGGCAAACUUCGCAAGGCUAUAUUAUCCGCAUUUUACAACAUUUCGCAACGAAACUUCGGAAUAUUACUAAUUUUGUGAUGCUCUUUCAAGCUGUGAUGAAAUUUUUGUCCAGGCAUAUCUAGAUCAAAAUUUCACUCAUAAGGGAAAGGUCUAUUGCGUAACUUGGCAGAGAGUGACGUCUUAAUUAACAAUAAAAAUUAUGAUAUAUAUCACAACCCUACGCCUAACCCUAUUAUGCGCGAAGCAUUAAGAUAUAACCCGUCAAAAAAGUUUUAAGUUUAUCCACACUAUUUAUGACAUGAGCGGUUCUGUUGCAUUGUAGGGCCGUCGGAAGCUUGGCGGGGGGGGGGGGAUGACCCACGGGUUACUCAUGAGGAUUACAUUUCUUUCUUCAGUUUCUUGCACAGGCAAUAACAAUCAAUUUAUCCGUAACAGUUCGUUGUUACAUUGAUAUUUUGUAUAUGUCAUAGGAACAAAACCAAUUCGUUCAUGCUCUGUAUGUAAUCAUAUACGGAGCAAACAUUGUUUUAAAAAUUGGGGGGGGGGGUUGAAGUUGUAAAAAGAGUUAGUCUAAGUACUAGUUAAAACAUGAGCAGCCAAUCUUUAUCUGAUAUACAAACUCGAGCUGAAGUUGUUGUUUUAACGUGCUUAAAAAAACGACCCAUCUUAUGAGUUCAUUAGCGAAGUUUUAAAAUAAACAUUGUCUAAACCGAGCAAAUCAAACACAAAGUUGAAGUUUAUGUAAAUCAGGACAAAUCUUUAUUCGAUUUGCAAAUAUUGAUUAAACAUAUUCAUUUCUUUUGAAUUUUCUUCUUAUAGUAGUUGAAUAUUGUGAAUGAAUUGUUGUCGUAAGGAUAUAUUUACCAUGUCUAUGAGAAAUGAGCCCCCAUGCAUAUAUGAUUUUUAAACUGAUUAUAUGAUGCUCCCAUUAUGCUUUGCACGCUUAGAAUUAAGGUUGAGUGUUUAAUUUAAAUUAAGGUUUGCAAAGGAAAACUUUUUUUGAAUUAGCUGUGUACACAUACAUAUCAUCAACUUUGUUAAACACGGUAAAUCAUCAGUUUUCUUUAGUCAUACUUUAUUUCUUACAUACAAUUCCGACGCAGAAAUCCAAACAUGCGGUUUGCUUUAUAUAUAGUUGAAUAAAACGUUAUAAUGAAUGCAAGGUUAUAAUAGUCAAUAAUUAUCUUGCUAUAGUACAAUAUAUAGUUAACGUAUCAGUUGAAAUAAUACGAUAUUUGUAUUAACUAUGUGAAUGUUUUCAAUGUUCAAAUGCCACUCGUCUUUCCAAUACAGCAAAAUGCUCUAAUACAGCCGCGACAAAAUGGAAUUCAGGAUAACACAGGCCUCUUUUCUUAGCAAUGUUUUGUUCCAGAAAAAUAUCAUUGAAUUCAAACUUGAAUUUAAACCAUACAAGGUCACUCCCCAGUUAAAAAACUCUGCGCGGUACUGUGCGCUUUCAUUUCCCCAAAAGAAUUGGACCUAUUGCAGACGGCAGCAAACAUAUAGCAAAACAGAGCACAGCAAUGAAACAAGUCUUUGCAUGCUUGAUUUCCCUGAGAACGCGUCUUUUUACACUAUGUUUUUGCGCAAUGUCAACAGGCCGUUGUUUGGCGUGGUCUAACUUUCUUACGACAAAGUGGAUUCUCGUGUACGUAAACACAGUAAAGAAAAAUGCAUUAGUAUUAUUAUUGGAAAAUAGAGUUUUAACAAACUCGAAGUGAAAAUGGAUGAAAUAGUGCUUGUGAGCUCAAUGAAGCCAAGUACACCUACAUAGGUUAGAAUCCGUCCUUUUGUGACAUGCGUUUUGUAGGAAUACGGGUGUAACACAGCAAUGUACCUUUCCAAUGUCACGGCGAAUAAUGUAACAGUUGAUAGCGACAAGGUCGUGAGUAGACAUUGGAUUAAAAUCACAAUAGCAAGGCAGUUUUUAAUGGCUAACAACGGCGCGGUUAGAAAGACAAUGAACAGAGGCAUGCCGAAAAUACCAACAACAAAAUCAACGACAGAUUGUACUAGGAUUACGAAGUAGCAGAUUUUGUUCUUCAGCUGAGAUGACUUUCUGAUGGUUAUCACCGAGAGUAAUAAGUUGAGGAAUAUCGUCGACAACAUUAGAAUAGCAUUGAAAGCGAUCACUGGAAUCCGGUGUCCCAAAUCCGUGCUGUUGACAACAGAUGGGAGAUUUUUGCACAACGUCAGGGCACGUAUUGUUGAUUUCAAUCGAGCGAACCAUGUUUCAGUUAUGUCGUCUUGCAAAUUAAUGCAAAAGUUGCGCAUGCAUGUACGUCCUUUAUCCAAUUUUUGAUCAUUAGCAUAUAAAAUUGUUCUCAUUAUUUUACCGUCUCAUUAUUUUACCGUCUCAUUAUUUUACCGUUUAACUCUAUCUCAAAAAAUGACACAUUUUAAUAAGAAAUCUAAUGGGCGCAGGACCGAUCUAGUCGCAUUUUUCGCAGCUGCUCCUGGUUAGAUCUGAAAAUUCCAUAUAAUCUUCCGCGAGAAAUUUCCAUAUACAAAAACCGUCCAACUUUUAUGUUCUUUUAUGUUAGAUCUCUAGUAACACAUGGUCGAUAGGAGAUGACCCUUACUGGAAUUCUAAAGGGAGAACAGUUUUAAUUUAAUUUAAUUUAGAUCUGAUAGCUCCAUGACCAUACAGAAAAAUAAAGUUAGCAUAGGUUUCUUCUUGUAGUAACAUCAAUAAGAGAGGAAGAACAGUUUAGAACUGAUAGAGCUAUCCAGUAUCAAUAAAAUUAUAGUUUAGUUUGGGUUUCCUCCUGUAGUAACACUGGAUCAUUACGGAAUAUUGAUUCUCCACGAAGGACUGUUUUGAACUCAUGAUAGAGCACGAUGACUUUAAAAAUAUCAAACGUAUUAAUACAAAAUUUUGUGCAGCCUCGUUCCCAGCUCUUUCCUCUUAAUGGACAUUGCCCAAGGAAAAAAUUAUUAAAUUUGGAUGAAAAUUAGAUUAUGAAAAUUUAGCAAAAGUUUGUCUUUCUUUACCGGGCAGAGUAAACAGAAUCGUAAUGAGCCUAUUGUAUAAUUUAUGCAUGAUACUGAAAAGUUUGAGCAAACGCCAGUAUCGUUUUUACGGACAUAGGCGUGAAGUCAGGCAAAUUCAGUAUAAACGUAAUUUGGGCAAAAAUCGGGGGAAAUAACUUUAAAAAGAAGACAUAUACAAUAUAGUAUUUGAAAAUACCAAAAAUAUGUAAAAGUUACAUGGAAUUUCGACAAAUGGAAAAAUAUUUUCGUCGGACGCCCCCCCCCCCUGAUUUUUCUUUCUGCCCCACUGAUUUUUUCCCACACAGGCGUGUUCACGGAUACCUGCAUGUAGACAGUCGAAAACGCAACGAAUUUGGGUGCGUGUGGACGCGUAUUUUAUCGAGUCCGCAACAAAAUGUUUUUGGAUUCAAACGAAUCCGGAUUCUGGGCCGAAACAUUUGUCUCCACAGCAAGUUUUCAGAAUUAUAUUGAACUCUACUGUUUACGGACAGGGGUAAACCGUCUAUUAAGCCUUCCGCUCAAAUAAUCGGCUCUUCAAUGACCCCGCUCUUUAGAGGAGGAAAUUUAUUAUAUUAUUUACUGAAGAGACAUGUAUACUGAAUAGAUGUAAUAUGCUAUCCUUGGAAGUUCAUAGUGGUAAAUAUUAUAAUUAUGAAAUAAUUAAUCAGAUGUUAGAAACACACUGUAUAUGGCCGGUAUAAUUUCAAUCAUGUUAGCGUCAAACGUAUAAACUCUCCUUCCCACGUCAAACAUGUCUGAAAUAAGCAAGAAGUGAAAUACUGUUCAUCGUUCUAAUCUCUUUGAUUUGUUUCUUCAUUAGAGCUCGGUUCUCUCCGUUACAAACUGAACGAGAAGCAGCAAACUACAUGUUAAAAGUAAUUCGUGAUUCACAUUUGAACGUAAGGUAAGCAAACACCUAGAGAAGUCGUGGAUGUUUGAUAAUUUGAUUCCAUUGUUAAUUGGUAGCGUUGAACGAUAUUUAAACUACCUGAAAAAUAUAGAAACUAUUUGAACGAAGAUAUGAUUUUGAACUGUCUGUGCCAGUCUAGGUAUAGUGCUAAUAAUAUGAACAAGCUUUCGUUGGGAGAUAAUUUUCAGAUAUAUAGUUGCAUUCCUACCAACGAAUAUACAAUUACUUUAUGGUUUCCGUGUUUGGAUGGCAUGAUCCAAACAGUGGGGAAUGUUGCAAGAGUUAAGAAAAGCGCGCGAAAUCACGAGCCGAAGUGAUUUCGCGCACUUUUCAUAACUCUCGCAACAUUACCGCGUGUUUGGAUCAGGCCAUCCAAACACGGAAACCAUAAAGUAAUUGUUUUAUAAAAUAACAACUUUCCGUAUUAAAAUUUCACUUUCACUUUAAAUUUCCGUGUUUGGAUGGCCUGAUCCAAACACGGGUUUCGACCAAUCAGAGCACGCGUUAUGUACAUGUUAUUUUAUAAAGCUUGUUCCUUAGAUAGUAGCCAAGUUUAUAGAAUAGCAAAAUGAAUAACAUCUGGCAGGGGAUGGUUGUAUAAAGCUGCACUGGCGCUAAACUUGGUUAAAAUUUAACCCGCUGUAAAGGUUUGUGUAUUUCUCCGUUUAUUUCAAACCUUCAUGAAAGGGAAACUCCUAGUGAUCCAGACAAGAUUUCUGAAGCAAUAUUUCCAAUUUUAUAAACAACAGGGUUCGUAGCGGUCUUUGAAAUCCUUGAAAGUCUUUAAAUUUGAAUGCAGGUCUUUAAGGUCUUUGAAUUGUGUGAAAAAGCGAAGAAAGUCUUUAAAUUCUUUAGUGAGUAUUUGAUUAUACGAUUCCCUAGCUGAAAAAAUAGAUUGGUUGAAGCAAGAUUUAUGCAAAUAUCGACGAAAAGGUGCAUUUUAGUAGGAUGUGAUUUGACUAAUUACCGGGUAAAAAUGGUGCUUACACUCGCAAUUUUUCGACAGCUGAUUACUCUCAAAGGCAUAAAGGUCUUUGAAAAGUCUUUGAAAAUAGGCAGAAAAAAUCUUUAAAAGUCUUUGAAUUUUUUUGGUCUUGGACACUACGAACCCUGAACCUAGAGUUAAGCUAACCGGAUUUCCAACAGACAAGGGUCUUCGCUCUAAACGUCCAAGUAUUUUCUAUAUCAGGUAUAGUUAGAUCCUUCAGCCAACUGCGAGGAACAGUGCGCAUGAAAAUGUUGAACACAUGCACUCAUCAUUUAGACAGCAGGGAAUAAGAUCGAAUUUAGCGGCAUGCUAUGUUUCACGUUAUUAACUGACUAUCAAAUAAAUUUUAAGCAGUAACAAAAAUCCCAUUGCAUUUAUAAUGGACUAUACGUACAUGUAUAGAUUUUAGGAAUGGGCAGGAAAUUUCCUCCAAGGGACCACCUUGAUUUGUUAGAUAUAAGUUUCGUUAUAGUUAUGCAGUGAAAUUUUUGUUUAAUUUGUCUUUCAGAACCAAAUUGUACGACAUGAUCCAACUGGCGCAAAACCAGAUUCCUUAUUAAGUUAUUCGUACGUAAUUUUUGGAUUCAUUUUCUACAGUUGUACGGUCGCUUUGCCAGCGUGGGACGAGCGACCUAUACAAGUCACGUGUGUAAUUAGUUACGUGCCCACAAUGCACUGAACUCAAGUGGUUGAAUGUAGUUCAAUUUUCAUGGCAUGCACACGAGGGCGGACUGACUACAGCUCGUGUUCAAUGUAGUUCAAAGCGAUCAUAAUGAAAACGACCUUUACAUUCCUUAAACCUGGUUUCCAUAUGGUCGUAACGGUCGUAAAGAUUGAGUCACGAUCUUUCUCAUCAGCAACCUCGUUCCCAGGAAAGAUCCUGGUUACGAGGUUGUCUCGUCAGCCGAAAUACAACAUUUAAAAACUGAAAAUACGCGGAGUGCAUGAUUAUAAUUUGAAAAUACUUAUGAUUUAUAUGUGGUUUACAGAUAUAAACUAUUAUAAACUGGCCGUUGAGAAAAUCUCACUCUAUUAGUUUUACGACCAUAUGGAAACCAGACUUACAGUGCGUCUACAGUAAGUGGGGCCACUUAGAGAACACUAACCAAUCACAUUGCAGAACAAAAAUUGAAAAAAUCAACAAACGGCGCAUUAGCCAAUCAGCAUUAGGCAAAAAACAAUUUGAACAAAUAAACGAAUGUCAAACGGUAGAAAUAGACUUGUAAAGUGAACUCUGCGGUUAAUGGCUUCCUGAAUCUUUCUUUUGAUUGGACGAGCUUUAGUUUGAUUAGAUUUUUCUUUUUGUUCUGCAAUAUGAUUGGUUAGUAUUCUCUAAGUGGCCCUACUUACUGUAGACGCACUGUAACAAACUUUAGCAGUCGGAUUUUUGCGGAGCUGAGACGUUCAUGACGUACGGUUGGCUGCAGGUUUCUCUCAAUAAAUCCCUACGUUGUUGUAGGUGAGUUGUGUGCUUGAUUUACACAGUACAAUCCGAGUUGUAAGCAGGUUGCAUGCGACAGUUUUAGGCAAAAGAUGUGUUGUGUAAAUUAGCCUUUAUAUUUUCUUAUUGCACAACAACACUUGCAUGAAAGAACAGAAUAUAUUAUUUUGAAAAACAUAAAUUAUUUUUCUGACAUACAUACAGUACAUUUCAAUCCAGCUUUGCAGUGGCCAUAUAUCAGUCGUUCCUGUGUCGUUAUAAGAGAGAGUUGCAUUUUAUCUAAGAUAACAUGAAUAUUUCCGCUCCACAAGAAAUCCGACUGCUAAAUUAUACCAACACAAACAAUGCUUUUUAAUCAGGCAGCUUCAGUGGAACGAACUGUUGGGCUGGAAAUGUAUAGAGCGUUUGCACAUGACGUCACAGGAACACCAACAUGGCCACCAUGGCUUUUGUUGAGUUCGUCCCUGGGGAAUGGUUGCGAACGCUCUAUAGUUUAAAAUAUCCAGGUUCAUCCCAUGCAUGUGUAUUACGCUAUUAGACAUCCUAUUAGAAAUUAUAGCAGUUGCUAUUUGAAAUUUGAACAGAGAUAUGGAUAAUGAAAUUUAAACUCAAGACGAGUCUAAAAUAUGAACAGAUGUAAAUAAUUUUAAAUUUAUCGUCGCCUAAUACCAUUUAUGUGAGAAAAAAGAGUUAUUAAAAGGAAAUGUAUUUGAUCAAAAUACAAUGCUCGUUAUCCUGAU
This is a messenger RNA of Paramuricea clavata, 9970 nucleotides long. Lineage: Eukaryota; Metazoa; Cnidaria; Anthozoa; Malacalcyonacea; Plexauridae. The record is from the annotation of a GenBank genome assembly.